GGAGGAGGGAAGGGUAGGAGGGGAGAGGAACCCCGGGGCACAGCGGCCAAAUAAGGAAGGCUACCAUAGGAGCGUUUCUUUGUUUGAAGUCCCCCGCCGCCUCACUUGUGAGAAGGUGCUGGGACAAUGUUUUACGCUCACUUCGUCCUAAGCAAGCGUGGGCCGCUGGCCAAAAUCUGGCUAGCGGCCCACUGGGACAAGAAGCUGACCAAGGCACAUGUGUUUGAGUGCAACCUAGAGAGUAGUGUGGAGAGCAUUAUCUCGCCAAAGGUGAAAAUGGCUCUGCGCACAUCUGGUCACUUACUUCUGGGUGUUGUGCGGAUCUACCACAGGAAAGCCAAGUACCUGCUUGCUGACUGCAAUGAAGCUUUUAUUAAAAUCAAGAUGGCCUUUCGUCCAGGUGUGGUGGAUCUGCCGGAGGAGAACCGCGAAGCUGCCUAUAAUGCCAUCACCUUACCUGAAGAAUUCCAUGACUUCGAUCAGCCGCUUCCAGACCUUGAUGACAUCGAUGUUGCCCAGCAGUUUACCCUGAAUCAAUCUCGUGUAGAGGAAAUCACCAUGCGAGAGGAGGUGGGCAACCUGAAUUUACUGCAGGAAAAUGACUUUGCUGAUUUUGGCAUGGAUGAUCGAGAGAUGAUGCGGGAGGAGAGUGCUUUUGAGGUGGACAUCAUCCAUGGAGCUUCUGCCUCCAACCUGCUGCUGGAACCAGAGUCUACCAGUGGUCAGAUGACUGAUAAAUCCAAUCACCUGGAGUAUGACCAAUACAAAGAUGACUUUGGAGACAACCCAAUGGAGAGCAGUGAGGGAGGCAUGCUAGUGGACAAGCUUCUCAGCAAUGAGGAUGGAGGCGGCAUUUUCGAUGACCCACCUGCUGUUACUGAAAGUGUCAUGAUGCCACAGGAUCACGGUGGAGAUGACGACGAUGAUUUUGACAACCUGUCCCCAGCAGGAGGUCCAGACAGUCCAGACUCUGGGCCUGUGGAGCAACUUCCCACCAUGACAGACCAGACAGAGCAAACCACACUGGUGCACAACGAGGAGGAGGCCUUUGCUCUCGAGCCUAUUGACAUCACGGUGAAGGAAACCAAAGCUAAGAGGAAGAGGAAGUUGAUUGUGGACAGUGUAAAGGAACUGGACAGUAAGACCAUCCGGGCUCAGCUGAGUGACUACUCAGACAUCGUCACCACUCUGGACCUGGCUCCACCGACUAAGAAGCUGAUGAUGUGGAAGGAGACUGGCGGGGUAGAGAAGCUCUUCUCGCUGCCUGCUCAGCCACUGUGGAAUAGCAGGCUUCUUAAGAUGUUCACAAGGUGCCUGACUCCUCUUGUGCCAGAGGAGCUGAGGAAGAGGAGAAAAGGUGGAGAGGCUGACAGUCUAGAUGAGUUUCUCAAAGACCUGGAGAACCCUGAGGUGCCUAGAGAGGAGUCUCUGUCUCAGAGGGACAUCAUUGACCAGACCAUCCUGGAGGAGCCCAGUGUGUUGCAGGCCUCUGCCAUGGAGGGCAGUCGUACCACUCUGGACGAGUCAGUCAUGCCUCCUCCCUCCAGCCACCGUGGCCAGAAGCGCAAGGUCCAGGACACAGAGCCAGCUCUACCUAUGCUGGAGGACGACCGCUCUUCUAUCGUGUCCACACGACUCAAUGUACAGCAAGUAGAGCUCCCACCAGAAGAGCCAGCUAGCAUUUCCCAGCUCAUCCCUGAACUAGACCUACUUGGUGAGAAGAGCAAGGAGAAAAAGGAUGAUGAUGAAGAGGAAGAGGAAGAGGAGGGUCAAGGUGGAGACUUGGAUCAGGAGGAGAGGAGAUGGAAUAAGAGGACACAGCAGAUGCUACACGGUCUUCAGCGGGUGAUUGCCAAAACAGGAGCAGAAUCGAUCAGCCUGCUAGACCUUUGCAAAAACAACAACAAGAAGCAGGCAGCAGCCAAGUUCUACAGCUUCCUAGUGCUGAAAAAGCAGCAAGCGGUUGAGCUGACACAGGCUGAGCCUUACAGCGACAUCAUCGCCACGCCCGGUCCCAGAUUUCACAUCAUAUAAACUAUCACACCAUACAGCCAAGUGCCAUUACAGAGGCUGGUUUCUUUUUGCUUGCUUUCUUUUUUUUCUUUUUCCUUUUUUUUUUUGUUGAUGAUGAUGUGUUUAAGAUGUGUUACGUUUUAUCUGUCUGUUUUAUGUAAAUUACUGUCUAUGUGACCUGUGUGAUCUCAUGUAGAAGAUGAGUUUUUAAUGGAUCUUCUAAUGAGGUUCUGGAUCUUGUGUUUAAGUCAAAUUGAAUAACUACAGAGCAAAAGUAGUUUGUGGAUUUUAGCACUCAUGUGAAAGCUGGGGUUUUUUUGAGAGAGAGAGAGAGGUUGCAGUCUUUUUCCUUAACUAAUACUGUUUUGUGAAUGGAUUGAGUCUGCUCAUUUUGCAUGCAUCAUAUGCAAUGUCACCUAACAUACAAAUGGUUUUGUUAUUGUAGCACUAAUUUCACCUUCGUAUAAGCUAACGAGUGCCCUAGCACCAAAAUAGAAACGGUAAUUCACUACAUACUGAAAUUAGUGUUUCUAGUGUUGAAAUCAUACAAGAAAUUUCAAAGCCCAUGGUUUUAUAUGGGUUUUUAAAAGAGAGAAAGUUUUUCUCCUGCUCAGAAGUGGUCCUUGCGCCAAAUAUGUCAUGUAGACAAAGCAAAAAUGAGACUGAUAGUUCUUAACUGUGAUGAUAUAUAUAUAUAUUAAUAAUAUUAAUAUUAAUUAUAUAUAUAUAUAUAUAUAUAUAUUAGAUUAGAUUAAAAUAUAUAUAUUGAUAUUGUGCUAUUAAUUUAAACUGUUUUCCCUCAAUUGUUGUUCAUCCGUCGCAAGCCUUGUGUGUGAAAGGCUUAGUAGGUCAUACAUACAGAAAUGGCAACUAUUCAUUUUUAUAUUGACCCUAUGUUAUAUAGGUGAAUCAUGUCCUGUUACAGUACAUCGUUUAUUCAAUUUUGCCUUUUAUUUAGGCGUAUUUGCUAGUACGUUUCCAUUCUGCUUGUUUAUAUGGAAACUUUUGAAAAAAUACUAAGUAUUUAAGUCACACUUUGUUAUUGAUAUUAUUGCCUGUAGCACUGAGCUGAUACAUAUGUGUUAUCUAAUUUUUUAAAUAAAAUGUCGAAAAGAAAAUUCAAAUCUUGAAAUUGCCAUCAAAGUAUAAAUGGUAAUAUUUGACCUGGAAACAACCGGAUUGGCGUGAUAGUGUUUAAACAAAAGCUAAAACUGAGAUACAAACAUUAUUUACAGAUAGAGCAAAUGCAAAUAAGGUCAGAUUUCACUCAUGUGUAGGUUCAGCUUUAUCCUGGUCAGUACAUUUGGUAUUUAUAUUUUAUGCUUUUACAUUAAAUCUGCUUAGCCUAAAAAUA
Molecule: messenger RNA, 3367 nt
Organism: Clarias gariepinus (North African catfish)
Lineage: Eukaryota; Metazoa; Chordata; Actinopteri; Siluriformes; Clariidae
Gene: rad21b
Product: RAD21 cohesin complex component b
Exons: 14
Coding region: 127-2034 (635 amino acids)
Biological process (GO): replication-born double-strand break repair via sister chromatid exchange; mitotic sister chromatid cohesion; synaptonemal complex assembly
Cellular component (GO): synaptonemal complex; cohesin complex
Molecular function (GO): protein binding; chromatin binding
Source: RefSeq, a predicted model, not a curated record